UUUUGGUGGCGCUGUGAGCGCGGCGGCGGCGCGGGGGGCUGGCCGUUGCCGGCAGCGGUCGGCGGCGUCGGCCCCGCGGCCGCCAUGAGGCACCUGCCGUACUUCUGCCGCGGGGAGGUGGUGAAGGGCUUCGGCAGGGGCUCCAGGGAGCUGGGCGUCCCCACGGCUAACUUUUCUGAGCAAGUAGUUGAAAGCUUUCCAUCUGAUAUCUCUACUGGUAUAUACUAUGGAUGGGCCUGUGUUGGAAAUGGAGAUGUGCAUAAAAUGGUUUUGAGCAUAGGAUGGAAUCCUUUCUAUAAGAAUAUUAAGAAAUCAGUGGAAACGCACAUUAUCCACACCUUCAAAGAAGAUUUUUAUGGAGAAAUUCUUAGUAUAGUCAUAACUGGAUAUAUUCGACCGGAAAAAAACUUUGAUUCCUUGGAGGCACUCAUUUCAGCAAUUCAGGAAGACAUUGAAGAAGCAAACAGGCAGCUGGAUUUACCAGGACAUCUUAAAUUCAAGGAAGAUAACUUCUUUCAUCUGCCAGAAGGCAAAAUAGUGAACGACCACUGAGAAAACUCAUGCUGCUUUUUUUAAUUUCUUUUUUUUCUCCCCCUCCCCUGUCAUGGAGCUUUUAUAUUUGCACUGCUUUUAUAGGUACUUUGUUGUCAUAUGUCAGUUUAGGUAAGCGAGGUUGGAGCUGACCAUACGAAAUGAUUUCAGUUUUUUUAUGUUAAUUCAUUAUUAACCCAGUCAUACAAAAGGAGUAGAAGGCUGAUAAAUUGUGUAUUGUAAAGUUACCCAUUGUUCAGAGAUCUGAGCAUAUGCAGAACAUGACCAAAAUUAAUUGUGACCUCUUUCUAUGCUAAGCUGUGGAUAGUUUGCUUGAAUGAGGAAUAUCUGGUUUUAACAUACAGAAUGUUAAUCCAACCUAUUUUCCCAGUUUUGUGUCAUUCUUACAUCCGGAUUUUAGCUAGUAGCUUUGAAAAUUUUGCUAUUGAUUCAGUCAGAAAUUUCCAGUGGUGCAAGAAGCCAAUUAGUUGACAAUGUCAAGAUUAAUUCUCUAUAGUUCUUAUUUUUUAUAUGCUACACAGCUGUCGUGAUUGAAGCUGUUACUUAAAUUGAAAUUAUUUAUUUUAAGUUUGUUUGAAAUGGAGAAAAUUUGCAGUUGCUUAUUGAAUUACUGGAAUCAGAUAUAUACUUCUUCAUAGCUGACUGUACAUAUGAUGUCACAUGACCUGUAUAGUUCACUUCUGAGGAAGUGUUUCACUGACAUUCAGGAAAUGAACGACAGUGUGAAAGUUGAUAAACUUUAAAGGUUUAUGUGCAAAAGAUGCAGAAACAGUAUAACAAGACUUCUGCUCAUAGGACCUUAAGGCAAAAGAGGUAAUGAAAGGCAACUUUGCAUUUUAUGCGCUGCUGGCAUUUGCCAUAAGAAAAUGGGGAGAAACUUGAGCGGUUAUUCACUACACUGGCAAUAAAAUGUCUGACUUCAAGAUUGAUGCAUAUCAACUCUCUGCACCAAGUGCAGGUAAGAGAUAAGGUUUUGGCUGACCAAGUAGAUCAAUACACAAAUGAAGGACUUUGGGGAUUCAUGGAAUAAUAUAUCCACACUGUAGUGGGUAUUGGUUAUUUAUUACAAAUAAUUGCAGCCGGUCCUACUCUGAAAUGUAGGGAUAGGUAAAUGGAGGGGAUAUUGUCAGAAUUUAUAGUAAUUUGGAGAAUACCUUUUGAAGUAUGUACUGUGUGAUUUCAGAUCUACUAUUUUUUUCCUCUGAUAGAUUUUUCUAUCCCCUACUGAGUGACUGAAACUAGGUAGGCUACAGUGACUUCAUCAGGUUCAUAAUCUUUUGAUGUCAGCUUGUGAUGUGGCCGGAACAUUUUCUGAAAUUCAAAAUGGUUCUGUGGGUAUGUCUCGCUGUAGUUCUAUGUCUGAACUACUAUGUACAAUCUGGAACGCACAAUUUCUGUAUUGUAAAUUCAUAAAAUUGUUCCUUGUCCUAUCCUGUUCGACUCCUACUUUUGACUCUAGGGUUUUUAAGAGAGUUUUAACAAGGUAGCUGUUUGAGUCUUUGUGGCAGGUGCUGUCAGGAUGUUACACUUCAUAUUGUUUUAACUUUCAGCUGUUAUUAUAGGAUAUUAUUAUUAGGAAAGAGAUCUUGAGUAAAUCAAGGAUUGGUGUUUGCUCUGUAGGACUUCAGGAGAAACUUGAUUUCGUUUAGAUGAAUCUUCACCAGUGCUGUUGACAGCAGAGACAGAUGGAAUACAGAAUUUGAGGGAAGGCAGUUAUCAGCAGUUAGAUACACUUUCUUUUAAAGGAGAACAAAAUUAUUUGGUGGACUUUUACUAUAUAAUGUGUUGGAAACUGUAUUUCUAAAAAUUCUGUAAAAGAAUUGUCUUGCAAGAAUGAUGGAUCUGUUUACAUUUAAAAAUGGAGGAAUAAAGGGAGAUUUUUUUUUUCAAAGAUUUGAGGCAUUCUUGAGAUUGUAAUAAUGUCAAAAUCUUAUAUUUUACUUCAUUUUUUAAAGAAUAAACAAAAGCCACAUUAGUCGACUGAAUAUAUUGUCAAGAAUAUUGUCAAAUAUAUUUAAAGAAUAGAUUGUUGUUCAUCAUGGUACUGUAGCUAAACACUCAUAGCCUUCUUUAAAAUUGAUCAUUGCCAGUAAUUUCAUGUGUCUGUUGUGGAAAUGAUGGUGCCUUAAGCUGUCUGUCUGAAUAAUGCUUUUCUGUAUCUGCUAAUAAAUGCUACUAUCAAAAAUUCAA
This is a messenger RNA of Tyto alba (common barn owl), 2742 nucleotides long. RefSeq names its product riboflavin kinase-like. Gene Ontology annotation, cellular component: mitochondrion. Gene Ontology annotation, biological process: FMN biosynthetic process; riboflavin biosynthetic process. The coding region runs from base 85 to 552 and encodes 155 amino acids. The record is from RefSeq and is a predicted model, not a curated record. NCBI's taxonomy places the organism in Eukaryota, Metazoa, Chordata, Aves, Strigiformes, Tytonidae. The transcript has 4 exons. Gene Ontology annotation, molecular function: riboflavin kinase activity.